Aspergillus uvarum CBS 121591 is the source of this 2609-nucleotide messenger RNA. RefSeq names its product putative potassium transporter. The record is from RefSeq and is a predicted model, not a curated record. NCBI's taxonomy places the organism in Eukaryota, Fungi, Ascomycota, Eurotiomycetes, Eurotiales, Aspergillaceae. Gene Ontology annotation, biological process: intracellular potassium ion homeostasis; potassium ion import across plasma membrane. Gene Ontology annotation, molecular function: high-affinity potassium ion transmembrane transporter activity. The transcript is spliced from 9 exons. Gene Ontology annotation, cellular component: plasma membrane. Bases 256 to 2346 code for a protein of 696 amino acids.
GAAACAAACAAUGAAAUUUCGGAUAAAAUUACGAUUGAUACAGAUUUUGCAAAGUCCUUGUGGGUAGCGGUGUGCGCUUCCCCUCCCCCUCCAAUCACCAAAUAAGAGACAUUCAACCACCAAAGCUCGAGUGGUUGUCAUUACGAUAAACGAAGCCGGUAGCUCGAGGCCCAGGGCUCCCGCUUCGUUGCCAGCGAGGCCUAAUCCAUCCCUCUCCAUAAAUUGCAAUAUACUCGGAUAAUCCGAUCCAUCAAGAUGACAAACUGGAACUCGCGACGGCUCCUCGGACGGAGCAUUAUGGCGGUGCUUCCGCCCUUCAACUUCCUCACGCUUCAUUAUGCGUACUUUCUGGCGACGCCCUUGAUCUGCAGUGCUAUUUUCUGGGGUUCUGCCACCCCUGCGCGCAGUAUUGCCUAUGUCGACGCUUUAUUUAUGUGCGUCAGUGCCAUGACUGGCGCUGGGCUGAAUACUGUGGAUUUAUCCAAAUUGAAUUCAUUCCAGCAAUCCAUCCUCUUUGCGCUGCUCUUGCUGGGACAUGGAAUUAUGAUCUCCAUCACAGUGCUCUUCGUCCGGAGAAAUGCUUUCCAGUCGAAGUUUAAACAUAUCGUGGACGAGCGUAAAAGAAGAAGCGCUUCGUCAACUAAGAAUCCGAGCCAAAUCGCUCGACUGGAGCCCGUCCAUGAGAAUGGAGUCGAAGAGCAUGAGCAGUCACCAAAGUCAGGUGAAUUUGUUCUUGACGAAUCCAAAGUUACAGUGGCAGCUCGUGUCACAGCUGCGGAUGCGAAUGCGUCGUCCUCAGACGAGGACCAGAUCAAUUGGAUUGAUGAUGACCAGGUCACUCUUGGUCAUUUGAAAAUCCGACAACACCACCAUCGUGUCUUUCCCAUGGUAGGAGUUGGUGCUCGCAUGGAUCUGAACAACCAUCCUCGAGAUGUUGUCCCACGCUCGUCGCAGCGAGAAGAGGAAGAAGAGAGUAUGCCUGCGCUCAAAGGCAUUUUGAAGGGAACGCAGAAGUAUUUCGCGUCCAAGGGCAUCAUUUCACGCAAUUCUCAAUUUCACGGGCUUACCCCCGAGGAGCGAGAGAAACUAGGAGGCGUUGAGUACAGAGCCGUGUCCUUUCUACUAGUUAUUGUGACUCUGUACUGGGUCAUGUUUGUCAUCUGUGGAAUAGUUGGGAUGGGCACAUGGGUCGCAGUUAAUCAUCCAGAAAAGGCCCGGGAGAACGGGCUGUCGCCUUUUUGGACAGGCGCCUUCUUAGCAGUAUCCGCUUUUGUCAACAGCGGCAUGUCGCUAUUGGAUGCCAACAUGGUUGCAUUCCAAAGAAGUGCUUACCCAUUGCUCACCAUGAGCUUCCUGAUUUUGGCCGGCAACACUCUUUAUCCGUGUUUCCUGCGUUUCAUUAUCUGGGUCAUGAAAUGCGUGCUGCCAAAGUCCCCAUCGUGGGCCACAUGGAGAGUCACUCUGGACUUCAUCCUUGAUCAUCCUCGAAGAGUGUAUACCAACCUCUUUCCGAGACGUCACACAUGGUUCCUCCUGGCCACUAUUAUCAUCUUUAACGCUAUAGACUGGGCUGCUUUCGAGGUUCUUGCCAUUGGCAACAAAGAGAUCGAGAGCUUGCCUACAGGCUAUCGGGUUCUCGAUGGCCUAUUUCAGGCUUCAGCUGUUCGUGCGGGAGGCUUUUAUGUUGUGACGAUAGCCGAUCUGCGUCAGGGAUUGCUUGUUCUAUAUGUUCUCAUGAUGUAUGUAUCAGCAUAUCCCGUGCUGCUCACUAUGAGAACUACAAACGUCUACGAAGAACGGUCCCUGGGCAUUUACGCCCACGAACCCAUCGGCGGCGAGGAAGAAUCACGCCCGCAACCCAACCUCGUGAUUCAGCUAAUUCGACACCGCAUGCUCGGCCGUCGGGACGGAUCCAGCCACGAAGCCUCGCGGAGCUACUUUGUCCACCAGCAGCUGCGCUCCCAGCUGAGCCACGAUCUCUGGUGGAUCGCGCUGGCCGUCUUCCUGAUCAGCGUCGCGGAAUCCGACCACUUCUCGAAGCAGCCCGUCGCCUUUUCGACUUUCAACAUCAUCUUCGAGAUCGUCUCCGCCUACGGCUGCGUGGGUGUCAGCGUCGGUUACCCGGGCUCGAACGCCUCCUUCUGCGGCGCCUGGCACCCCAUCAGCAAGCUGAUCCUGGCGGCGGUGACCCUGCGGGGUCGCCACCGGGGCCUCCCGGUCGCCAUCGAUCGCGCCGUCAUGCUCCCCAACGAGUCGCUGGAGUGGGCGGAGGAAGAGGAUGCGGCGAUGCGGCGGGAGCAGUCCCGCGCGUGGGGGGCGGAGAAGAUGCCCAUUGGGUCGGUUUAGAUCGUGGAGGUGCACGUGGGCACUGAAGAUUGGACUGUUGGAGAUGAUGAUUGAGAUUGCCCUCCCUGUAUGAGGGCUGUUUGCUUGAGAUUCGUGAUUUGAUCUUCAUGCUUUGGCUACUGCUCUGCUUCUGAGAUUCUGUUGCUUUAUGUUUCUCCUGAUUUCCGACUACAUCGAUAGUCAUAAAAGUUCAAUGCUAUUCGAGUUCCAAGUUACCGAUUGGCUAUUAUUCUCCAAUGGUAGUACAAGAAUCUACAGAUGUA